AUGAACAAAUUAUUAUCUAAUUGUUUAUUUAUAAUAUCUAAUUUAUUAUUCACUAUAACUAUACUAAUAAAUUUUUAUAUUUCAUAUCCAAAUUUUUCAAGAUUGAGAAUACUUAUAGCAUUAUUUUCAAUAUUAUCAUUAAAUACGUUAUAUUAUAGAAAUAAAUUGAAUAUUAAGCAUAGUAUAGUCUUUAUUCUAACUAAUAUUUUAUUCAUCAUUUAUUUGUUUUUUGAUUAUGAAGAAAUUAAACCAAUUUCGGUGCUCCAAUAUACUAAUUUCACAUUUGAAAUAUUGAGUGUUGUGAUCUUAGAUACUAUUAUAAUCUACCAGAGUAGAUCACGAGUCUUUUUGUACCACGAAAGAGUCAAUAUCAACCAUCAACCUGAUUGGUAUGUCAAAAACCAACCAUUAGUAUACUAUGGUAAUGCAAUUGAGACCGAGGAGGAGGAGCAGGAGGAGGAGGAAGAAGAUGAAGACGAGGAGGAAGAGAGUAUAAAUGAAGCUGAGACUAUCUUUUCUGAUGAUUAUAAUUUAUCACAAUCUAGAGGUCGCUCAUUGAUUAAAAAUGAAAAUAGCAUGUUGUUGAAUGAUUCCAAUGUUCAUAAUUAUUAUUUAACCACACCUCCUCCAAAUCAUUAUAUUAGUUCAAAUCAACAAACUCCAAUGCCUAAAAGUAUAAACACAUUUGAAUCACCAAGUACUAGUUUAAUUCCAUGCGUAAUUGGUAAAAUAUCAAGUGUCAAUAAAAAAUUAGUAGAAGGGACAAAAAUUCCAUUUCUGCCAAUUGAUUUCCUAACUGAUGAUUUCUACAAUGAUCAAAAGAGUAAAGAAUAG
Molecule: messenger RNA, 834 nt
Organism: Insectozyma verbasci
Lineage: Eukaryota; Fungi; Ascomycota; Pichiomycetes; Serinales; Debaryomycetaceae
Source: the annotation of a GenBank genome assembly